This is a messenger RNA of Pterocles gutturalis (yellow-throated sandgrouse), 1002 nucleotides long. It is a transcript of the gene FBXO45, whose product is annotated as F-box protein 45. The transcript has 2 exons. The record is from RefSeq and is a predicted model, not a curated record. Gene Ontology annotation, biological process: synapse assembly involved in innervation; proteasome-mediated ubiquitin-dependent protein catabolic process. Gene Ontology annotation, molecular function: protein binding. The annotation marks the transcript as partial. Lineage: Eukaryota; Metazoa; Chordata; Aves; Pterocliformes; Pteroclidae. Gene Ontology annotation, cellular component: synapse; SCF ubiquitin ligase complex.
CGUGCCUUCCACCACGCCUUCAGCACCAACGACUGCUCGCGGAACGUCUACAUCAAGAAGAACGGCUUCACGCUGCACCGCAACCCCAUCGCCCAGAGCACGGACGGGGCGCGGACCAAGAUCGGCUUCAGCGAGGGCCGCCACGCCUGGGAGGUGUGGUGGGAAGGCCCGCUGGGCACUGUGGCUGUCAUCGGCAUCGCCACGAAGCGGGCGGCCAUGCAGUGUCAGGGUUAUGUGGCCCUGCUGGGGAGUGACGACCAGAGUUGGGGCUGGAACCUGGUGGACAAUAACUUGCUGCAUAACGGAGAGGUGAAUGGCAGUUUCCCCCAGUGCAAUAACGCGCCCAAAUAUCAGAUAGGUGAAAGGAUUCGAGUUAUCCUGGACAUGGAAGACAAAACAUUAGCUUUUGAGAGGGGCUAUGAGUUCUUGGGAGUUGCCUUCAGAGGACUGCCAAAAGUUUGCCUGUAUCCAGCAGUGUCGGCUGUGUAUGGUAACACAGAAGUGACUUUGGUCUACCUGGGAAAACCUCUGGAUGGAUGACAUGGAUUGUUUCCUUGGGACAUCGAGAUGUGGAUGAUUGGGAGGAGAAAUCUGCAUGUUGGUUAAAGGGAAACGUGUAUUAGAGGAAAAACAAAAACGUGUGGGUGUGUGUCCGAGAACCAUCGAGGGAAUCACAGGGAGUUUUGAAACGGAGGACCAGCCAUACUUCAGGAAUUACGCUACAUUUCCUCUUUCUACCAGGCCAGAAAAAUCCUCAGGGUUGCAGUUGGUUGAGUGGGAAGCUGACACAUGCAUGUUGCAACAGAUUUCAUUGCUAAGAUGACAGUGUGUCACCUCAAAUAUUUAAGAAAGGAUUUGAUCCAAAACUGCUUGAGGAAAUUAACCUGAGAUUUGUAAGUAGAGUGUUUUGUGAAAGACUCCCAUUUUAAAACUGCUUGUUCCUUCCCUUCCCUCCUUUGGGCCAACGUGGGUACCAGAGGAGAGCGAGUCUGGUUGGGUUUU